AUGGUCUGGUUGCGCCUUCCUUUACUUCUACGCGUUGAUCGCGUGCUUUUUCUCCUUCUACUCCAGCUCUGUAUUUGCAUAUGCGGAUGCGCUCCGAGCCGGUUCGUCCUCGUCGGUGCCAUCCUUGUCAACGUAACCAUCGACGAUACGUUUGGGGAUCAAUUCUACACGCUAUUUCCCCAAUAUACGCACCCGUUCCUACCCCCAAACCAACACGAUCGCUACCCCAAGUACAUCCCGAACACCAACACAGUGCCUCCGGUCUGGAAACAGGGGCCCGCAUGUACGACUUGUGGGGUAAAGCUCGAUCAGGAGCAGGUGAUGAGUGGGACGUGGUACGACGGGAGGUGGGACGAGCACUCGAAGGAGCAGACGAGGGUUGAGUUUACGUUCUGGGGUACCGCGAUAUACAUCUACUCAAUCGUCUCCAACCGCCUUACUGAUCUCCAAAAUUACGAAUUCUACAUCGACAACCCCAACCUCCCUGUCGGAAACUUCACCUACUCCGCUGAUGGUUCGAACAGCUAUAUAUAUCACUACCUCCUCUACUCGAACACUGAUCUCCAGGACGGGCAGCAUACAUUCACGCUGGCGUCAUCAAAACCGGAUGAUGGAUCGGUGAAUGGGAUUCUUAUGUUGGUAUUGUUUGAUUAUGCAGUCUAUACGUGA
Molecule: messenger RNA, 669 nt
Organism: Pleurotus ostreatus (oyster mushroom)
Lineage: Eukaryota; Fungi; Basidiomycota; Agaricomycetes; Agaricales; Pleurotaceae
Exons: 2
Coding region: 1-669 (222 amino acids)
Source: RefSeq, a predicted model, not a curated record